CCCGCACGGGGCCCAGCUGACGGGCCGCGUUGUUUACGGGCCGAGCAGCCCUCGCUCCCGCCGCCCGCUCGCCACCCGCCUGCCCAGGUGCCCGCCCGCCUGUCCGCGCGUCCGUUUGUCCGCGCGUCCGAAGAUCUGAGCCCCCGAGCGCUCGCGGACGAGAGCCAGGAGGCAGGGGCGCAGCGAGGGAGUCGGGGCCCUGAGAUCGCGGGACGGGGCCCGGGCCAGGGUGGCCCGGAGUCGGGGCCGCCUCCACCGGGCCGCGCUGCCGGAUUUGCAGCGGCGGAGGCCGCGCGCGCCCCUCCUGGGGCUGUUUCAAGGACCCUCCGGGGCGGAGGCUGCGGCCCCUGGGCCGCCCGCGUGGAAGAGAAGGACGCGCGGCCCCCAGCGCCUCUCGGGCGGCUGCUUUGGAGCAUGCACCCCUCGGGCCGGCGCCGCGCGCUCUGAUCCAUCCGGACCCCGCGCUCCCGUAGCCAUGGGCGCCGGGGGCGGGCGGGGGGCGGCGGCCGUGCCGCUGCUGGUGGCCGUUGCCGCGCUGCUGGUGGGCGCCGCGGGCCACCUGUACCCUGGAGAGGUGUGCCCCGGCAUGGAUAUCCGGAAUAACCUCACCCGGCUGCACGAGCUGGCCAACUGCUCGGUCAUCGAAGGACAUUUGCAGAUCCUAUUGAUGUUCAAAACGAGACCUGAGGACUUCCGAGACCUCAGUUUCCCCAAGCUCAUCAUGAUCACUGAUUACUUGCUGCUCUUCCGGGUCUACGGGCUGGAGAGCCUGAAGGACCUGUUCCCCAACCUCACGGUCAUCCGGGGCUCCCGCCUCUUCUUUAACUACGCGCUGGUCAUCUUCGAGAUGGUUCACCUGAAGGAGCUCGGCCUCUACAACUUGAUGAACAUCACCCGGGGCUCCGUCCGCAUCGAGAAGAACAAUGAACUCUGCUACCUGGCCACUAUCGACUGGUCUCGCAUCCUGGAUUCCGUGGAGGAUAAUUACAUCGUGCUGAACAAAGACGACAAUGAGGAGUGUGGGGACAUCUGUCCAGGCGCCGCGAAGGGCAAGACCAACUGCCCUGCCACCGUCAUCAACGGGCAAUUUGUGGAGCGGUGUUGGACGCACAGCCACUGCCAGAAAGUGUGUCCGACCAUCUGUAAGUCUCACGGCUGCACCGCUGAGGGUCUCUGUUGCCACAGUGAGUGCUUGGGCAACUGCUCUGAGCCUGACGACCCCACCAAGUGUGUGGCCUGUCGCAACUUCUACCUGGAUGGCAGGUGCGUGGAGACCUGCCCGCCCCCCUACUACCACUUCCAAGACUGGCGCUGUGUGAACUUCAGCUUCUGCCAGGACCUGCACAACAAAUGCAAGAACUCUCGCAGGCAGGGCUGCCACCAGUAUGUCAUUCACAAUAACAAGUGCAUCCCUGAGUGCCCCUCCGGCUACACGAUGAAUUCCAGCAACUUGAUGUGCACUCCAUGCCUGGGCCCCUGUCCCAAGGUGUGCCACCUCCUGGAAGGCGAGAAGACCAUUGACUCAGUGACAUCUGCCCAGGAGCUCCGAGGCUGCACCAUCAUCAACGGAAGCUUAAUCAUCAACAUUCGAGGGGGCAACAACCUGGCAGCUGAGCUAGAGGCCAACCUUGGACUCAUUGAAGAAAUUUCAGGGUAUCUGAAAAUCCGCAGAUCAUAUGCCCUCGUGUCACUUUCCUUCUUCCGGAAGUUACGUCUGAUUCGAGGGGAGACCUUGGAAAUCGGGAACUACUCUUUCUAUGCCUUGGACAACCAGAACCUAAGGCAGCUGUGGGACUGGAGCAAACACAACCUCACCAUCACUCAGGGGAAACUCUUCUUCCACUAUAAUCCCAAACUCUGCUUGUCAGAAAUCCACAAGAUGGAGGAAGUUUCAGGAACCAAGGGGCGCCAGGAGAGAAAUGACAUUGCCCUGAAGACCAAUGGGGACCAGGCGUCCUGUGAAAAUGAAUUACUUAAAUUUUCUUACAUUCGGACAUCUUAUGACAAGAUCUUGCUGAAAUGGGAGCCAUAUUGGCCCCCCGACUUCCGAGACCUCCUGGGAUUCAUGCUCUUCUACAAAGAGGCCCCUUAUCAGAACGUGACAGAGUUUGAUGGGCAGGAUGCAUGUGGCUCCAACAGCUGGACCGUGGUGGAUAUUGACCCGCCUAUGAGGUCCAACGACCCCAAGUCACAGAACCACCCCGGGUGGCUAAUGCGUGGUCUCAAGCCCUGGACCCAGUACGCCAUCUUUGUCAAGACUUUGGUCACUUUUUCUGAUGAACGCCGCACGUACGGGGCCAAGAGCGACAUCAUCUAUGUCCAGACAGAUGCCACUAAUCCUUCUGUUCCCCUGGAUCCCAUCUCGGUGUCUAAUUCUUCGUCCCAGAUUAUUCUGAAGUGGAAGCCUCCCUCUGACCCCAAUGGCAACAUCACACACUACUUGGUAUUCUGGGAGAGACAGGAGGAAGACGGUGAACUGUAUGAAUUAGAUUAUUGCCUCAAAGGGUUGAAGCUGCCCUCCCGGACCUGGUCUCCGCCGUUCGAGUCUGAGGGGUCCCAGAAGCACAAUCAGAGUGAGUACGAAGAGUCUGCCGGUGAAUGCUGUUCCUGCCCGAAGACCGACUCUCAGAUCCUCAAGGAGCUGGAGGAGUCCUCAUUCAGGAAAACAUUCGAAGAUUACCUGCACAAUGUGGUUUUCAUCCCCAGAAAAUCCUCUUCAGGCCCUGUUGCCGAGGACACUAGGCCGUCGAGGAAACGCAGGGCCCUUGGUGAUGUGGGGAACGUGACAGCGGCCGCCGUGCCCACCAUUCCGGGAUUCCCCAAUACGUCCUCGACCAGCGCACCUACGAGCUCAGAGGAGCACAGACCGUUCGAGAAAGUGGUGAACAAGGAGUCUCUGGUCAUCUCUGGCCUGCGUCACUUUACUGGCUAUCGCAUUGAGCUGCAGGCUUGCAACCAAGAUUCCCCGGAGGAGAGGUGCAGUGUGGCUGCAUAUGUCAGUGCCAGGACCAUGCCCGAAGGUGGGUCAGCUCACAUCAUGGGGCCAAGAGACCCAGGCUGACCAAGGAAAAGCCUUCCACCCUCUAGGCAGCAUAUAUGUGACUUUAACUUAUUUGCCUUAAUCAUUUUUCAUUUUCCCCCAGCUUUAUUGAGAUGUAAUUGACGUAUAACAUUGUGUAAAUUUAAGGUGUACAAUGUGUCGGUUUGCUACACUUACAUAUUGCAAAAGCAUUACCGCAGUAGCAUUAGCUAACAUCUCCAUCAGGGCACAUAAUUACCAUUUCUUUUUUGUGGUGAGAACAUUUAAGAUCUACUCUCUUAGCAGCUUUCAAGUAUACAACAGAAUAUUGUUGUACACCAUGCUGUACGUUAGAUCCUCAGAACUUAUUCAGCUUAUCACUGGAAGUUUGUACCCUUUGACCAACACCCCCUGAUUUCCCUCACCCCCCGCCCCUGGGAACCACCAUUCUACUCUCUGUUUCUAUGAGUUCAGCUUUUUUAUCAUCCACAUAUAAGUUAGAUUAUACACUUAUGAGUCUUUCUCUGUCUGGCUUUUUUCACUUAACAUAAUGCCCUCAAGGUCCAUCCGUGUUAACCUAUAUUAUUUUGUAAUUAUAUGAGUCAUCAUAGCCAUUAUAUAAACUUUAGAAAGUACACACGAGCCAUAAGAAAAAUAAAGUAAAAUUAAGGAAUACAUAUAUAGUGUAUUAGGGUUCUCCAGAGAAACAGAACCAACAGUGUAACUGAAGGUGGGGUCCGGCUGCUUGCUGCUCAAAAGCCAAUAAAGAGGCAAGGUUGGUGGAAAGGAAAAUCUGCUUUA
Messenger RNA from Physeter macrocephalus (sperm whale), 3820 nucleotides. RefSeq names its product insulin receptor (gene INSR). The coding region runs from base 476 to 3061 and encodes 861 amino acids. Gene Ontology annotation, molecular function: protein binding. The transcript is spliced from 12 exons. The record is from RefSeq and is a predicted model, not a curated record. NCBI's taxonomy places the organism in Eukaryota, Metazoa, Chordata, Mammalia, Artiodactyla, Physeteridae.